AUGGAGAAUGUGCGAAAUCACGUUGAUGUGCGAUUAUUAACAAAAUGGAAUGGUAGAUAUCAGACAGAGGCGAUGAUCGCGAAACCAAAUUUCCACAGCAGAAGCGUCUUUUCCGAGAAUCUGGUCGCAGUAGAAAUGCGUAAACUCGAGGUGAAGUUCAACAAGCCGAUUUACCGGUACGGCCCAUGCAUACUUGCUGAAUACAUCGAUAACGGUGAGAAUGUAGUGGUAACCUUUGUUGAAACGCAUGUAAGGUCGCAUCUCGACCAAAUCUGCUUGCCACAGGUCAUCAUAUCCGUAAACUAUGACGCGUUAUCCGAACAUAUAAAAGCUGAUUCGGAGGUUCAACAGUAUCGUCGGUGUCUGAAACAUUACAAUCAACCGUGGCAGCGGACACACGUUGACGGUCCUGCACCGUUUGAUAUCAGUUUUGCGGUCCGGGAACAUUUAAAAGGGCGAUUGGCCAGAGGUGAUCAGGGCAUUAACUCGCUGGACGAGGCGUGUCGUGAGCACGACAUAGCUUAUUCACAUAGUAACGACCUCGCUAAACGACACGUGGCUGACGAGAUACUCACCACGAAAGCGCGGAAACGCAUUACCGCGAAAGAUUCGACUUUCGGAGAAAAGGCUGCUGUUACGACUGUUUGGGCCGCUAUGAAGGCUAAAACAAAGCUCGGUAUGGGUUUGAAGACAAAGACGAAGACGAAGAAGAAGAAGAGUGCAAUGAGCAAGCGAAUACUACCGGUUGCGAAACGUGGUGGUACGUUGCCAAUCCUGCCAAUAUUGGGAGUUCUCGGUUCUAUGAUUGGCGGAGCUGCGGGAGUUGCGAAGGCGGUGAAUGAUAAUAAAGUCAUGCAGCGUCAACUGAAAGAACUGAAACGUCAUAAUCGCGUCAUAGGAGGUCAUGGACUUUACCUUCUUCCGCGUGGAUAUAAGCGUGGACAAGGAAUUUCGACGAGGAAAAAAAAAGUCAAAAAAAUACUAGAAGUGCCCAAGGGCGUGUGGCGAUUGGAGACAUAA
Molecule: messenger RNA, 1020 nt
Organism: Wasmannia auropunctata (little fire ant)
Lineage: Eukaryota; Metazoa; Arthropoda; Insecta; Hymenoptera; Formicidae
Exons: 4
Coding region: 1-1020 (339 amino acids)
Source: RefSeq, a predicted model, not a curated record